Molecule: messenger RNA, 1197 nt
Organism: Closterium sp. Naga37s-1
Lineage: Eukaryota; Viridiplantae; Streptophyta; Zygnematophyceae; Desmidiales; Closteriaceae
Source: the annotation of a GenBank genome assembly
AUGUCCCGUGAUGCCCUUGCUGCGUUGAGGGAUCAGCUGAACGCGGAGCUGGAUCGCCAACACUCCAACUCAUUUGGCGACGGUGCUCAACCGCAGUCACUUUCACAUCCACGCACGCCAGAAACAGUCGUCGAGGAGCAAAACAAUACCCCCGCCUCAGCAGACGACGCUGCUGAUCCUAGUAACGAGCAAGAGCCUGAUAAGGACGACAACGUCCUUAACACGUUGAUAGACGAGGUUGAAGGGCGUGACGAGGAUGUGGAGGAGAAGGACGAGAGCGACGGCCAUCCUGACGAAAUCGAGCUCGCUGAGACAAAUAAGCAGGAUCCGACCGAGGAUGGCCGUAGUGAGAGUCGUCGGCGCUCCGCCGAUAUCGCGGAUCUUAUGGGAGCCGCUGGUGGUGCAGCCGCUGCUGGUGCUCCGCCUGAUGCUCUGUUUUACGUUCACCGUUUUUUGCAGCUCAAGUGCAACGCGGCAGUGAACUAUUUCAUUGCGCUCGCGCCAGCGAGUCUGCAGUCGUUUUACCCUACCCUUGCAGACCUUCGGCGCAAGGUUCAAGAGCUGUACGAAGAGGUGGGGGUGCCUGCAGAGAUGUUCAACCGUGUGAUGGCUGACAAUCCGGAGCGUGAGCGGAUCCCGUUCCAGAAGAUGUCGGAGCGCCGCUGCAACAUCUACUCGGCGAGCAAACCUUACGCCCAUGGUCCCGGCGGGUUUGUGAGCGAGAAUAAGGUGGCGAUGCUCGCCGGUGAGAACAUUGCCCCGUCCCGUCGACGGACGCCUGCGGAGUGGCAUGCCUACUUUCUGGACGCUGUGUAUGGUUCAAAGUGGCACUGUGACGGCUCAGGCCGGCCCUUCGCCAACCGUUCCUUUGAGCUUUCAUUGUGCAAGGGACUUGGCGGGAAACGCUGCAACAUGCUAAAUGUCAAGUUGCCUGCUGUUGCUACCAUCUGCCACGUGGUGGAAUGGCCAAUGGCAAACCACAACGGCCGCCCCAACACUUCCCUCGAUGCCUCUGACGAGAACAACAGGGCCGCCGUAGCUGCUAAGGUUUUGGUUGUCAUCGCAUGGAUCAAGGCCCGACUGGAAGCAGGUGAUAACAUCUACAGGAACGAAGCUCCUGCAGGAUUUGUCAUGGGCAGCGGAGCAGUUAGGAUCCUCAUUGAAGGAUAUGAGGCUGCAUUUGAUGGGUUAGUGUAG